Messenger RNA from Juglans regia (Persian walnut), 907 nucleotides. Its product is annotated as two-component response regulator ORR9-like. Bases 76 to 738 code for a protein of 220 amino acids. The record is from RefSeq and is a predicted model, not a curated record. Gene Ontology annotation, biological process: cytokinin-activated signaling pathway; phosphorelay signal transduction system. Lineage: Eukaryota; Viridiplantae; Streptophyta; Magnoliopsida; Fagales; Juglandaceae. The transcript has 5 exons.
UAUAUAUAUAUAUAUAAACAUUAACCGGGAUUCUCUCAAGAGCCGGCCUGAGUUUCAAUAUUCUUCACCAAAUUAAUGGAGUACUUGCACUCAGAUGUUGCAGUUCAUACUCAACAAAGGGAAAAGCUGCAGCAUUUCCAUGUUCUUGCAGUUGAUGAUAGUCUCAUUGAGAGGAAGCUCUUGGAGAGGCUCCUCAGAGAAUCCUCAUGCAAAGUGACUUGUGUGGAUUCUGGGGACAAAGCUCUUGAAUAUCUGGGCCUGCUUGAUAGCCAAGAGAUUGACAGAUCUACAGCUUCAUCCUCUUCUCCCCAAUCCUCAACACAAGAGGGGUUGAAAGCUGUAAACUUGAUCAUGACGGACUACUCAAUGCCCGGGAUGAGCGGCUAUGAUUUACUUAAGAGAGUCAAGGGGUCUUUGUGGAAAGACAUACCAGUAGUGGUCAUGUCAUCAGAGAAUGUACCGUCUAGAAUAAGCAUGUGUAUGGAAGAAGGGGCAGAGGAGUUCCUGCUGAAGCCUGUUCAAUUAUCAGACUUGAAGAAGCAGCUUCAGCCUCACCUUCUGAAACUUCCAGUCCAUCCCAAGAUAGACAUUACCACUUCCAACGACAAUGGCAAUGACAGCAUGAUCAUCGACAUCACGAUGAACAACAAUCAAAACGUAGUAGUGAGCAAAAGGAAAACAAUGACUCCAGAGCCACUUGAGAGAAGACCUCAAAUGAAGGGACUGGCUGUUAUAUAAUUAACAGAGUAUACCAUUCUAGUCGCAGUUUGGUGCAUGUAUAUAGGAUUGGGGUAUAAGAUCAUUUGCAACUGUUUUUCAGCCAGAUUUCUAUUUCCUUGUAUUAAGGUUUUGGUACAACUCUGUUACAGAACAAAGAAAGAAAUAUAAACUUAACAGUAUUGCUUUU